GGUGUUUUUUUAGUUAUCAUUGUUAGUAUAGUUAAUAUAGUUAGUAUUGCUUAGUAUUUUAGUGUACUUUGGGGUAGUCAAUAGUGUUGUUUAAGAUUUUAUCAUAGUAGAGUUAUAGUAGUUGUAGACUUAGAGAGGCACCAUGAAGCAGGGAUUGGCCUCCACCUCACCUGCCCUGCGGCCACUGCAUUAUCAAAUACUGAAUUUCAUAGGCCGUGGUGCCUUUGGCGAGGUCACGCUGGCCCGGCACUUAAAGACCAGCACCCGGGUGGCGGUGGCGGUGAAAACAAUCGACAGAACCGGCUUCCUCUCUAGCCACAGAGAGAUGACUGUUUUACAGUCGGUGCACCACCGAAACAUCAUUAAAUUAUAUCAUAUUAUUAGCAGCAAAGAGGCGUGCCAGUUAGUACUUGAAUACGCCGCAGGAGGAAGCCUGUCUAACUGGCUUGAACAGAACAUCAUGACAGAGGAGGAGGCCCGAGGCAAGUUCCAACAAAUGCUGUCCGCCGUGAGGUACCUCCACCGCCGCAGCAUCGCUCACAGAGACCUGAAACCGGACAACAUGCUGUUAGAUAUUAAGGGAAACAUCAAAAUUGCGGAUUUUGGAUCGGCCACGAGUUACCAUGAGGGGCAGAGGCUGACAAUAGCUCAUGGCACCCUGGCCUACAUGGCCCCAGAACUCUUCGGGGCCCAGGGCUAUGAAUGCCCCGCCAUGGACAUAUGGAGCCUAGGCGUCACGCUGUUCCAGAUGGUGUCCAACAACCUGCCCUUCUCCGCAGUGAGUCGUACGCAACUGAAACGCCUAAUUCUAUCUGGCCAGUAUGCUAGCCCGCAGUACUUUUCUGAAGGCCUUAAAAGACUAAUUAAAAACCUUUUAACGCCUGAUCCCAAUGAGUGGCCAACAGCAGACAAAGUCAUGGGGGAAUCAUGGGUGAACAACGGCCUUCACAGGAAGUCAGACCCCCAGCAUGCCCCCACGGCCUCCCUGACCAUUGAGCGCAAUUGUGAAGAUUUAGAAAACUUGGCACGGCAAGCCCUCCAGUGUGACCGUGUGGCCUCCUCCAUUGUAAGCGCCAUAGGCAGUGGUGGUGCUUUAGAAACCUUGGCAGAGGAAGCCCCCCAGCGUGACCUUGUGUCUGCAGCCUCCACCAAGUGCUCCACCGGCAGGGAAAAUUUAGAAACUUUGGCUCAACCAGCCCUCCCGCAUAACCUCACGGCCGCCUCCACCCAGAUCACCACCCAGAGCACCGUGGCUCCACAACCAGUACACGAAGGCAGCGUCCUCCAAGCUGGGCAGCCCGAGGCUGUGUUGGCCCGGCCAACAAGAGGCUGGAGCUGCCGCAGGGCUGCCCGAAGGUGCAUUGCCAUAAUAAGGAGAUGCUGCUGGCCUGUGCCCAUCCAAGAGGCAGAGUAAGAGGGCCCACCCAAGAGAAAAAAUUGGAGAGGACGAAGGCCCUGAGGUCCAGGAACAUUGAAACCUGAGAUGCCCAGGAGCAACGUUGGAGCCUGCAGCACUUUAUAUAAAAAAAUAUAAAAAUAAAUGUAUCAUUCUGAUAAAUGACCAUUUCUUGCUUCUUGCAAAUUUUGUAGUAGCAAUGGAAAGGUGGCAAGAGAAAGUAGCAUUGGAGAAGGGCAAGGCGUGAGGCAAAGGAAAAGGCAGAUUUACUAGCACCUGCCUUAGUUGAAAGAAAAGCGGGGAUAAUGAAAGGAUGGAGGAGGACGUGGAAGAGAGUAAGAAAAAGAUAUAGCUAAACCAGAGUCUAAGCCAGACUGGAGAACGGUCUAUAAAGAUCAUGCAGUUUACCCCCAUGCAAUACCUAGUGGUGGGAUAUGAUCCAAACUGGUGGCUCACUGUCUCACACUACUACUAUGUAUCAGGUAAAAAUGAACAAAAACAAACCCACCCCUUUGCCAAUCAAAAUAUGUCACUGGAAGGCAAGAGGUGCGGCACAAGUUCUUGUAUCUUCCCAGCUGCCCUGUUCCUUUGUUGAGGAGGAAUCUGCUCCAAAAACUACAAGUACAAAUUUCUCUUAAGCCUAAAG
Molecule: messenger RNA, 2042 nt
Organism: Callithrix jacchus (white-tufted-ear marmoset)
Lineage: Eukaryota; Metazoa; Chordata; Mammalia; Primates; Cebidae
Product: sperm motility kinase-like
Biological process (GO): intracellular signal transduction; protein phosphorylation
Cellular component (GO): cytoplasm
Molecular function (GO): protein serine/threonine kinase activity; ATP binding
Source: RefSeq, a predicted model, not a curated record